Messenger RNA from Chironomus riparius, 1773 nucleotides. Lineage: Eukaryota; Metazoa; Arthropoda; Insecta; Diptera; Chironomidae. The record is from the annotation of a GenBank genome assembly.
UAGACGUAAAAUUAUUUCUCUCAAAAAAUAAAAAUGUUCUCUCAGUAAAUUGUUGUGCUUCAGUCAGUUAAGACGUGUUGAGACAUCAGCAAUUUUUUAAAAACAUUUUUUAAUCUUGCAUUCUUUAUAGCUAUUAAAGCAUAAAAUAUGUAUCCAAAUUACCCAAAUCAGCAAAUGCCUUAUCCAGGUCAAGCACCACAAUAUCCCCCAAUGCAAAACAUGCCUGGAUAUCCCCCAAUGCCUGACUAUCAGAACCAACAGCAAAUGCCUGGAUAUCCACCAAUGCAACAACCUAUGCCUGGAUAUCAAAUGCAACAACCUAUGCCUGGAUAUCAAAUGCAACCACCUAUGCCUGGAUACCAAACACAUGCACCAAUACCUGGACAGUAUGGUGAUUUUCAACAACAGCAGCAUGUUCCACAACAAUACGCUCCACAAUAUUCUCAUGGGGCCUCUACUAUGGCUACACCUCAAUCAAGGCCAACGGUUUUAAGAUCUCCAAAUUUUGAUGCCUCGAAUGACGCUGCAAUUUUGCGUAAAGCAAUGAAGGGAUUUGGUACCGAUGAAGCUGCAUUAAUCAAUGUUUUGUGUCGUCGUCCUUGUGAUCAGCGAAUGGAAAUUGUUAGAGCAUAUAAAACAGCAUAUGGAAAAGACUUGAUUGAAAGCAUCAAAAAGGAAACAUCUGGGAAUUUCGAGAAGGUUCUUGUAGCAUUGCUGACACCCAAAGUUCAAUAUUAUUGUGAGGAAAUUAAAGCUGCAAUGGAUGGAGCUGGAACUGAUGAGGAUGUAUUAAUUGAAAUAUUAUGUGGUGGCUUGCCAAAUAGAGAAGUUCAAGCUAUUACAACAGAAUUUAACAGAUUGUAUGGUCAGACAUUGGAAGAAUCAUUGAAAACAGAAACUAGCUGGUCAUUCAAGCGAUUACUAGUUUCCUUAUCAACAGGAAAUCGUGAUGAAUCCAUGAUUACUAAUAUUGAUUCAGCUAGAACUGAUGCUCAGUCAUUGGUUCAUGCUGGCGUUAAAUGCUUCGGAACAGACGAAAGUGAAUUUAAUCGAAUUUUGUGCUUGAGAAAUUUUGCACAACUUCGUCUUGUGGCUGAUGAAUAUCAGAAAAUAAGAGGUCACUCAUUGGAAGAUGACAUUAAGAAGGAAUUUAGUGGUGAUGUCGAACAAGGAAUGGUUUCAGUCUUGAGAUGUGCAAUAAACCGUCCAUUAUUCUUUGCAAAAUGCUUACAUAAUUCAGUUGCUGGUUUUGGAACCAAUGAUCGAGAUUUGAUUCGUUUAUGCGUUACGAGAAGUGAAAUCGACAUGAUGGACAUUAAAGAAGAGUACCAAAGAAAAUAUAAAGAGUCGUUGAGAGAUGCAAUUAAAGGCGAUACAGGCGGUCAUUAUAAACAUGCACUAUACGUCUUGAUUGGAGAGAAUAAAAGUUAAACUGGAGAAUAUUUCGCUGUUUUACAUAAUACAUGUAUUAAGGAACAACACGUUCACCAAGUUGCCAAUGUUUUUUUAGCUUUCUUAUGUACUAUCUACGCAUUUUUGGACUCUUUUUGUAUUUUGAAACCAUAUAUUGAAAGAACUUUUAUUGAAUGUUAUAUUGGAAAUUCUAUAUCUUGUUGUUGACGUCAAAGUGAAUCAUAGUAUUUUGAUAACUAGUUAAGACACGUCACUUGUUGAGCUAAUUAAGUUUACAAAAUUGCUUUUUCAGAAUUGUACUGAAUGACUCAUUUUCUAGCUUGAAUAAUUGAGCGAAUAAAUAAAUUUAUAGUGUUGAUA